Orcinus orca (killer whale) is the source of this 6775-nucleotide messenger RNA. RefSeq names its product cytochrome P450 2U1. Lineage: Eukaryota; Metazoa; Chordata; Mammalia; Artiodactyla; Delphinidae. Gene Ontology annotation, molecular function: oxidoreductase activity, acting on paired donors, with incorporation or reduction of molecular oxygen, reduced flavin or flavoprotein as one donor, and incorporation of one atom of oxygen; heme binding; iron ion binding. Gene Ontology annotation, cellular component: intracellular membrane-bounded organelle; cytoplasm. Gene Ontology annotation, biological process: xenobiotic metabolic process. The record is from RefSeq and is a predicted model, not a curated record. The coding region runs from base 2067 to 3698 and encodes 543 amino acids. The transcript has 5 exons.
UCUAUUUAAAAUAGGAAGGAUGGAGCAGAAAGUAUUCCUUUUUCUGGCAAGAAAGCCCUGAAUAUCAUUUGGGGAAAUUCAUCCCUAAGAAGCACUGAAUGAGCGAUGUGGUGUCAUGUUUAAAAUAGUUUAUCCAUAGUAUGUAUUAUGAACAAUGUAGCUUCCUCUAUUAGUUUGCAAGGGCUGCCAUAACAGAGCACUACAGACUUAUUUCCUCACAGUUCUGGAGGCUAGAACUCUUAAGAUCAAGGUGUUGGUAGGGCUGAUCUCUUCUGAGGACUUUCUCCCUGUCUUGUAGAUGGCCAUCUUCUCCCUGUGUUUUCAUGUUGGCUUCCCUCUCUGUCUGUCCAUGUCCUAAUCUCUUCUUCUUAAAAAGACACCAGUGAUAUUGGAUUACAGUCCACUUAUAUGACCUCAUUUUACUUUACCUCUUUAAAGACCCUAUCUCCAAACAGUUUCAUUCUGAGGUACUGGGGGUUAGGACUUCAACAUAUGAAUUUUGGGGGAACACAACUCAGCCUAUAAUACUUCCUAUCUGCAUCACAGAGCUGUUAGCCUAAAUAAGAGAAUUACUUAGGAAAACAAUGUGAGUGUAAUUAUAUCCUGUAUAAGAGGGUGUCUGUUAAGGUCGUUAAAUUAGUCACAUGGUCAACUAUUUUAAAAUCAUUUGUGAAUUUAAGUUGCUUGUAAGGAAAGAUGUUAGUGGCUACUAUUUUGGAGAACAGGCUAUGAAGAGAAUCAGGUGACAUAUUGAAGAUCAUCUGUGCAAACAAGUGGUAAAAUUUUUUAAAUUCUCUAAAUUGAAAAAAAAUGAGAAAAGUAAUCUAACAAUGGUUACUUAUAGAAGAUAAGAGGUGUGUUUUUUGGGGAAGCUUAAAAUAAUUUAUGAAGAGCAUGGCAAAAAUAGUAUUAGAACAGAGUAGAUGUGAAAUAAAGAAUAAAAAGGAUCAGAAAAUGGGAAACAUUUGUUCAUUAUCAUCAGUUACGUUGAUUUAUACGAGACUGGCCUUUUAGCAGACAGAAAAUGGUCUAGUAUCGACAAUUCUGUGUCAACCUAACAUAAAAGAAACCAGAGGAUUUAGCCUGUAGAAGACAGAAAAGGGAAGUGCCUACGAGCCAUAAUUACGGAAAAUUAAAGGACUUUGUAUUGAAAGCAUUACACAAUUCUCACUUAAAAUCUCAGCCUCAGCAUAGUUAUAAUGAUAUUGUGACCCACUCCUCACCCGAUUGAUUUUCUUUUUAUAUUAUUAGCUACUUAAAUCCUCCAAGCAAAUUUCUGGAUUAGGUCUUCGGCUUUACCCAGGCCACACGCUGAAACGGACGCUGAACUUCCACUCUCCACAUAAAAGGGAUAUUCCCGUGUAUGGCAAGUUAUAAGAGCUUUAUUCCAUCACCCCACCCACCCCACUAUUCCCCACCCAUCCUUUCUCCGGAGCGUUGGCCACCUACAUCUACAAAUUCUACACAUUGCAUUUCCAUCAUCCUGCUGUCAGUGGGUGAGGAAAGGGUCAUUUCUUCCUCCGAAUCCCGAUUUGGAUAAAGCAGUACCCCUGUCUUUUUGCUACCAGGAGAUAGGGCAGGGACCCCCCUCGCCCAGCUCAGGGUAGAAGCGCUGGUGUUGAGGCUGAGUCGUACGAGGGGCCUGUUGACCUGGCACGGUUUAAGCACUUAACUGACAAAUAACACAAGAAAUCCGGUAACCAAUCAGAGCGUAAGGGUGCGGUGCGAGCAUCUUUUUUUUCAGGGUCGGUCACAGCCAAGUCUGACCCAGCGGAGGGGCGCGACCCGGAUUGGGUGGCCAACUUCCAGACAGCUUGCCCAGCCUGGUCCGCGGACCGCCACAGCCUGGUUGCGAGCGCGUCCCCGUUUCUUCUCGCGCAUCGCUGAUUGGAGGGGCUGGAGAGGAAGCGGUGGGCGCAGCCAAUCCGGAGCGGCCUCCGCCGCUCUCCUCCCCGCCCCCGGGCUUCCAGGGGAGUUGGCCUUGGGGCCGAGCACCGGUGUCUGCGUGUGCUCUCUCUUGAGGAUAGCGGCAGGAGGCCGCGGCUGAGGACUCCGGCGCACAGGCCAUGGCUUCCGCCGGGCUGCCCCAGGCUCCCGCCGAGGACUCCCCCUGGCCUCUGCGCCUUCUGCACGCGCCCCCGGGGCUGCUGCGGCUGGACCCCACGGGCGGCGCGCUGCUGCUUCUCGUUCUCGCCGCGCUGCUGGGCUGGAGCUGGCUGUGGCGGCGCCCGAAGCGGGGCAUACCCCCCGGGCCCACGCCUUGGCCCGUGGUGGGCAACUUCGGCUUCGUGCUGCUGCCGCCUUUCCUCCGACGGAAGAGCUGGCCGUACCGGCGGGCAAGGACCGGAGAAUUGAAUACCUCGGGCCUGGGCGUGCAGUUGCUCCUGGCAGACCUGGCCCGUGUGUACGGCAAUAUCUACAGCUUCUUCAUCGGCCACUACCUGGUGGUGGUCCUCAACGACUUCCACAGCGUGCGCGAGGCGCUGGUGCAGCAGGCCGAGGUCUUCAGCGACCGCCCGCGGAUGCCGCUCAACUACAUCCUGACCAAGGGGAAGGGGAUUGUAUUCGCACAUUAUGGUCCAGUCUGGAGACAACAGAGGAAGUUCUCUCAUUCAACUCUUCGUCAUUUUGGCCUGGGAAAGCUUAGCUUGGAGCCCAAGAUUAUUGAGGAGUUCAAAUAUGUGAAAGAGGAAAUGCAAAAGAAUGGAGAAGUCCUCUUCAAUCCUUUCCCCAUUGUCAACAACGCUGUCUCUAACAUAAUUUGCUCUUUGUGCUUUGGCCAGCGGUUUGAUUACACCAAUAGUGAGUUUAAGAAAAUGCUUAAUUUUAUGUCACGAGCGUUAGAAAUCUGUCUGAACACCCAGCUCCUCUUGGUCAACAUAUGCUCGUGGCUUUAUUACCUUCCCUUUGGACCAUUUAAGGAAUUAAGACAGAUUGAAAAGGAUUUAACUAUUUUCCUUAAAAAAAUCAUCGAAGACCAUCGAGAGUCUCUGGAUGUAGAGAACCCUCAGGACUUCAUAGACAUGUAUCUUCUCCAUGUGGAGGAGGAGAGGAAAAAUAAUAGCAAUAGUAGUUUUGAUGAAGAUUACUUAUUUUAUAUCAUUGGCGAUCUCUUCAUUGCUGGCACUGAUACCACAACUAACUCUUUGCUUUGGUGCCUCCUGUAUAUGUCACUGAACCCCGACAUACAAGAAAAGGUUCAUGAAGAAAUUGAAAGGGUCAUUGGUGGUGACCGUGCCCCCUCCCUCACUGACAAGGCCCGGAUGCCCUACACAGAAGCCACCAUCAUGGAAGUGCAGAGGCUGAGUGUGGUGGUGCCACUGUCCAUCCCUCACAUGACCUCAGAGAAAACAGUGCUCCAAGGGUAUACCAUUCCUAAAGGCACGAUAAUAUUACCCAACUUGUGGUCAAUACACAGAGACCCAGCCAUUUGGGAGAAGCCAAAUGAUUUCUACCCUAAUCGAUUUCUGGAUGAUCAAGGACAACUUAUUAAAAAGGAAACAUUUAUUCCUUUUGGGAUAGGGAAGCGGGUAUGUAUGGGAGAGCAGCUGGCAAAGAUGGAAUUAUUCCUGAUGUUCGUGAGCCUCAUGCAGAGUUUCACAUUUGCUUUGCCUAAGGACUCGAAGCCGAUCCUGACUGGGAAAUAUGGUCUAACUUUAGCCCCACAUCCGUUUAAUAUAAUCAUUUCAAAGAGGUAAAGAACAUCUCCAGGAAGAGAUGGUGCAGAGAAUGUAAAUACAUGUCCUUCUAAACAGAUUCUUCCUUCUGUAAUUGACAGCGGAUCCAGCAAUUCUGCAAGUCUAGGUUAGGCUUGGAUUAGAGAGAGAUUGGAAAGAGGGUAGAGCACGUGGGACCUUUCGUCUCGGAGGGUUCCUCAGAAGGAAACUUCAGCCAUUUUAGUAAUGCACGUGACUUGGGGGAUGGUGACGAAAGUACUGGAUUCGGAAGCAGGGGAUCCGGAUUUUAUUCCCAGCAGCCUCCACCAAUGAGCAUUUCUUCUCAUCCCUCAGUGCCUCAGUCAUUCCACGUGGAAAAUGACGGUAACAAAAUUUGACUUCUCUCUCUGUCUUGGCAUGAAUGAUGGUCAAACGCUCCAUCUUUUCUGACAUCACCAAAGCACUGUUAAGCUCUGGAGAACAAAUUCAGGAGAAGGAGGAAGACCUACCUGUUUAAGACCCAUGACAACAUGAAAGUGGUGUUCAGACUUGAAUACUUCAUCAGAGAAGGACGUGGGUUUAGGGGACAAUGAAUUAGAGCUUUUCUUAUUUAUUUAUUUUUUUACUUAAUUUCUUUUUGGCUGUGUUGUGUCUUCGUCACUGCGUGGGCUUUCUCUAGUUGCGGUGAGCAGGGGCUACUCUUCAUUGCCGUGCGUGGGCUCUCAUUGCAGUGACUUCUCUUGUUGCGGGGCACAGGCUCUAGGGCACACGCGGGCUCAGUAGUUGUGGCGCACGGGCUUAGUUGCUCCACGACAUGUGAGAUCUUCCUGGACCAGGGCUCAAACCCGUGUCCCCUGCAUUGGCAGGCAGAUUCUUUUUUUUUUUUCUAAUUUUUUUUAAAAUUUAUUCAUUUAUUUUUGGCUGUGUUGGGUACUCAUUGCUGCACGUGGGCUUUCUCUAGUUGCGGCGACCGGGGGCUACUCUUUGUUGAGGUGCACAGGCUUCUCGCUGCAGUGGCUUCUCUUGUUGCGGAGCAUGAGCUUUAGGUGCACAGGCUUCAGUAGUUGUGGCACGUGGGCUCAGUAGUUGUGGCUCAUGGGCUCUAGAGUUCAGGCUCAGUAGUUGUGGCACACGGGUUUAGUUGCUCCGCGGCACGUGGGAUCUUCCCAGACCAGGGCUCGAACCCAUGUCCCCUGCAUUGGCAGGUGGAUUCUUAACCACUGUGCCGCCACCAGGGAAGCCCUAGAGCUUUUCUUGACACAGAUCUUAUGUCGGUUUUGGAGGACUUGUUUUGUUAUUAUCUUUUCGUUUAUGAUUUUAGUUUUUACUUUUUGUAGACAUGCGAUGAAGUGGACCCUUGUUUAGUAUGUUGAGGAAAGGUUAUUGUCUGAAUGUAUACAUCUGCCUUCUAUUUCAGCUACAUGAACAGUGAGCCUAGCUGAAGAAGUGGCUUCAUGGCAGAAUUCCUUUCUGCUGUGUUUACUCACAAGGAUGUAGCUCUGGCUUCUGACUUGAGCCCUGAAUAGUGAGCUGUGGAAUUUUAAUACUGGGAUUUAUGAGAAAAGGAUUCAAACUGUACUGAACAUUCCUUAACUGUUCUUCCUGCCACCAGGCCUAAUGUAUCUCAUCCUUGAAGACUUGCAAAGACAGGAAGGCAUUCUUAAUUUUUUUAAGAUAACUAAAUUGUUUCUUAAUAAAUAAACUGCCUCUAAAAGAACAGUUCUCAAAAAAGGUAUCAGGGGAUAUUUGGAAAUAUGUGGGUGUGUUUUCAGUUAUCACAGUGAUGGGGGUGCUAAUGGCUUUUUUGUUGCCAUGAGGCCAGGAUGCUAAAUGUCUGAGCAGUCCUAGACAAUGAAGAACUGACCUGCCCAAAGAGAACAUGCUCCAAAAGUGGCUAGCCCUUUUCUUUAUUCUCCCAUUAUACUCCUUAUAUAGAAAGAAUUGUGAUAAUAAUAUAAGCAACUGUAUUUUUGAGCCUUUCCUCAUGCUGGCACCAUACUUUAUGCUUUACUUGUGUGCUUACAUAAUUCUUAAAGAAUGUUUAGUAAGACGAUGCCAUUCUGUAGCUGAUGGAGCUCAGGCUUAGAGAAGUUACGGCCUACAUGUAGUUAAAAAAUACCGCUGUGCAUUUCAAACCUACCAGUCUUUGUAACUGGAGAGUUCUUCCUGUACCACGUCUCUAUACUGCCUUCUGCAUUUUCAAUAUGGAUAAAUGAAAUACAGGCCAAUCUUUAGGUGCCUUGAGGAUUUUUGUUAAUUAAAAAAGAAAAACUAAGAAUGAAAUGCAUAGGCACUGUGAGUGAAUGGAGAGGUUGUUAUAGAGACUUUAUUUAUUGUUUAUUAAUUAAUUUUUAUUUUUGGCUGCAUUGGGUCUUCUUUGGUGUGUGCAGGCUUACUCUAGCUGCGGUGAGCGGGGGCUACUUCUCAUUGCGGUGGCUUCUCUUGUUGCGGAGCGUGGGCUUCAGUAGUUGUGGCACUUGGGCUCAGUAGUUGUGGCUCACGGGCUGUAGAGCGCAGGCUCAGUAGUUGUGGCACACAGGCUUAGUUGCUCCAUGGCAUGUAGGAUCUUCCUGGACCAGGGCUUGAACCCGCAUCCCCUGCAUUGGCAGGCGGAUUCUUAACCACUGUGCCACCAGGGAAGCCCCUGGAGACUUUAGAUGGAUGAUGCAUGUGUGGAUUACCGUGUACCAUGUGCAGGGUAGUUUGUUCUGAUCUGGAAUUUCAUAUGCUGCGGAAUUGCACUAAUAACUUUGCAUUAGCAAGUUUAUUACUCUUCGAUUUAUACAUGCAUUUUCAGUACCCCCUAACCAAACAGUUUGUAGCUAACUUGAGAAAAAAACUCUUCUGUGAGAUUAUGUUGAAAUCAGAUGUUUAUUAAACUUUAAAAUGUAAUGCCUUAAACUGUAGCACUUUUAAAACAUCUGUUUAUGGCAAAUCACUGAAAGGACUGUUAAUGCUUCCCUUGCACAUGUUGAUAUUUUACGAUUUUUUACUUUAUGAUGUAUUUGAAGUGUAAAAAUAAUAGUACUUUGUUUUAUAAGUUUGCCUAAUACCUACUUUUUAGUCCUCAUCAUUAGCAUGAUUUUUGAUGCUUACAUUAAACUUUUAAUUUUAACUGA